Messenger RNA from Phacochoerus africanus (Common warthog), 1190 nucleotides. RefSeq names its product C2 calcium-dependent domain-containing protein 6-like. The record is from RefSeq and is a predicted model, not a curated record. The transcript has 11 exons. NCBI's taxonomy places the organism in Eukaryota, Metazoa, Chordata, Mammalia, Artiodactyla, Suidae. The coding region runs from base 48 to 1037 and encodes 329 amino acids.
CUUAGACCUGCCCAGCGGAGGAUGGAGGGAUAGAGCCCGUCCAAGAGAUGGCUAAGGUUUCCAACACGACAGAUAAUCGCAACGGGCGGGUCCAUUCCCGGCACAUAGACCCCAUAGUCCAGAAGAUUCCCCAUACUAACCUGGAAAACGUGCAAUCCAGAGGGUUCUCUGCGGCAGCUCGCAACUUCCAGGAGCAUGGCAAGACCUCGAAUCUGCCCAAGGAAGAGGCCAAGGAGGGCACUGGGCAACGGCUGCUGAACAUGCUGAGAAAAACUCUUAAAGGGUCUGAAAGGAAAGAAAUAGGAGUAACACCUGACGCAUCAACUUUGGUGCCGUUUGGGGAUGUGGUUGGCUGCCUGGCUAUUCAUAUAAAGAACUGCAAACAUUUUACCCCGAAAAUCAGUUUACAACUUUACAGUGAUUUGUUCAUUCGCAUCUCUAUUAACAAUGUGGUGAAAUGUACAAAAACUUAUAGCUUGCUACCCCCAAAUGAUGAAAAGAACACUAUAAUUGCAUUUGAUGAAGUGAAGUUCUUUUCUGUACAGGUUCCCAGACGUCAAGAUAAUGAGAAGAAUAAUAUUUACUUAGAACUAAUGCGAUAUGACAAUACAAAACAGUGUCUUGUCUUGGUAGGGAGUGUUCAAGUACAUCUUUAUGAAGUAAUUCAGAAAGGAUGUUUUACUGAAGACCUCCAAAUGUUGAAUAAAAACACAUUUAUCUGCAGGAUGGAAGUGGAAUUUAUGUUCUCCUAUGGAAACUUUGGUUAUGGAUUUUCGCAUCAGUUAAAACCUCUUCAGAAAAUUAUUGAGCCAUCUAUGUUUAUGAAUGUUGCACCACCUCCAGAAAGAACAGAUCCUGUGACAAAUGUUAUUAUACCACAACCAAUAGAAUAUCCAGCAUUCUUAUCCCCAGACCUGAAAGUUACUGUUGGAGCACCUCCUGCAGCACCCCAGAUGAAACAGCCAUCUGUAGUGAGACUUGAGAAACUUCAGCAGCAACCCCGGGAAAGAUACACCUCUGACAAAGGAAAAAGCUGAAACUAUUCCUAGUGAGUUCCUGGAUAAUAAGAAAGGCCUGACUCUGUCAACUUUGAACCAGUCGGGUGAAAAUGAUUCAAAUGUUGUUGCUCCUAAAAAUGAUGCAUCAACAAAGAAAACGGAUAGUCCAUUCACCACUGUUCCUCGGCUGAU